Elaeis guineensis (African oil palm) is the source of this 2457-nucleotide messenger RNA. RefSeq names its product protein IQ-domain 26-like. Gene Ontology annotation, molecular function: protein binding. NCBI's taxonomy places the organism in Eukaryota, Viridiplantae, Streptophyta, Magnoliopsida, Arecales, Arecaceae. The record is from RefSeq and is a predicted model, not a curated record.
UACCCAUAGAAAACAAAACAAAAUAACCAAUAAAACUCUCCUUCUGGCCUUUCAGUGGUACACCUGCUUUUGGAUGUGCUAAGCUUUGACCAAACCCUAUGCUUCAGAGAUUUCCUGCGAAAAAGAUGCAGCCUGUUGAUGAGCAGUAGCAUCAGCAGAGAAAGAUUCGACUAACCAAACCCAGGAUCUUCCUUUUUUCUUUCCACCCUCCCCUCACCUGGCUUUCAGAAGACUAACAAGGGAAGAAACAAAACAUUUAAUGGCGGGAUGAAGAAAUGCUAUGCUCUUCUCUUCCUUCACCUGUUCAAAGAUUCCGUCCCCUGAGAUCAGGCCUCAGAAAAGCUGAGAGUCGGGAGAGAAGAAAAAGAUAGAGUAUGUAACAUAGUAGGAAAAAAAGAGAGAAAAGACAAAAACAGGGACUGUUCACGAGACUGUCCAUGAAGUAGAAGAGAGGAAGUAUUAUCUUUUCGGAGGAGACUAAGCUCUUGAAAGAGAUAAAGAGAGGUGGAAGACUGGGGUGGAGAGUUUUUUUUUGGUUCUCUCUCAAUUCUACGGCGGUGCUCUGCUACCAAACUCACUACGUUGGAGCCUUGGAGAACGUGGAGAAAUAGACCACCGCUGCUGGGAGAAAGGAGCCAGCUUUGCGAUAAGAGGCAAGGUUUCUAACAUUGAGAUGCGUCCUCCUCUCUUUUGUUCUUCUGUCUUUUCUGCUAAGAGUUUGGAGAAGUGGAGAAUAUUUGGAGACGCGAGGAGUUACCUGCAGUGUCUUUUGUUAUCUGAGGAAAUGGAGCACACAUCUUUUCCUUCCUUCCUUCUGGUCUCCUUCUACUUUGAAUUUUGAAGUUUGCUAGACCUCCUGAGGCUUUCCCCACCAGUACCCUAAGCUCCUGUCCUUGUCUUCAAAGUUUUUGUCCGGUUCCGACUGCCGAGAAAUGGGCCGAGCUACGAGGUGGCUAAGAAGCCUUCUAGGCUGGAAGAAGGACACAAAGGAUCAAAAGGACAAUGCUGGUACCAGCGUUGGAGAAAGGAAAGAGAAGAGAAGGUGGAGCUUUGGGAAGCUCGGGAAGGGCUCCAGCGAAGUGGAGGACCAGAAUCCGGCGCCGGCAACAGAGUCGGCAUGGAUGAGAUCAUUCAAAGCUGAGAGCAAGGAGCAGAACAUGCAUGCUAUCGCUAUGGCUGUCGCCACCACCGCAGCAGCUAGUGCAGCCGUGACGGCAGCUCAGGCGGCGGUGGAGCGGCUCCAGAGCCAGGGGAAGGGUACUAUGUUUAACGGCGUCAUCGAGCGGUGGGCGGCCAUUAAGAUUCAAACGGCUUUCCGAGGAUAUCUAGCAAAGAGAGCUCUUCGAGCUCUCAAAGCUUUAGUAAAGAUACAAGCUCUAGUUCGAGGCUACCUUGUGAGGAAGCAAGCAGCAGCAACUCUUCACAGAUUGCAAGCUCUUAUAAGAGCUCAGGCCACUGCUCGGAAGCAGAACUCUUGCAGCCUUUCUACAAAAUAUGGAAGAUUUGAGCCAGAAAUUUUCCCCCGGAGAUCAUACGAAAGAUUUAAUGAACGAAGUAGUGAACAAUUAGCACCAGUUCAUAGCCGGAGGCUGUCGACAUGCCUCGACAGUCCAACCUACAGAUUCAAUAGGAGCCCAAAGAUUGUUGAGAUGGAUACUUGCAGAACAAAGUCAAGAUCUUCCCGCAGAAUCAGCCAUUCUGUGUCAAAGCCUACUGAAGACAAUCACUCACUGCCCAUUGCCUCUCCAUUUCCAUAUCAAAUUCCACCGAGGCUCUCCAUACCUAUCGGGAGAAUCUCCGAAGACCGGGCCUCAAGCCUCGGCGGCGAUGACAAAUACCGGUACUCGAAGACUGCUCAUAACACCCCUCGCUACGUGAGCUAUGCAAGCAAUACCCCAGCAACACCAGUGCAGAGCCUAGAUGCCGUUGAUGGGGUUCUGCGGCGAAUUCUUAAUAUUCGAAACCAGCCAAACUAUAUGGCAAACACCAGCUCAUUUACGGCGAAGGUGCGAUCGCAGAGCACACCAAAGCAGAGACCGGAGAUGGCAGGGCAGAGGAAGAAGGUAUCAUUGAAUUCGAAUGAGGUGGAGUCCAGGGCUUCCUCGAUUGGAUUUGGGUCGAGAAAGUCUUGCUCGCAAGCGCAGGGAGCCUAUAAGUUUAAGAGCGCGGUGGUGGAGAGGCUUGAUCAGUCUGUUGAAUUGGGUAGAGACUACUACUUACAGAGGAUGUGGUGAUCAUGGAGUUUAGAAACAGAAGCACUACAGCAGCAUUGCCUGCACAAAUCUGGUUAUUGUAGAGGUUUGCUGCUGAUAGAUGAAAGCAUCAUGGAUCUUUUUACAGUUGGGAUAAGGGAGGAAGAGAGAAUGUGCAAAUGCUACAAGUUUGAUGGGUUUCUUGUUUUUUUGCUGCUUUAAUUACAUAGUUCUAAUGAAAAUGUUCAGCUUUUAAUGUAAGAUA